AAGAAUGAGUAAUACAUUUAUUCCUUCUCCAUCAUCAAACUACUAUCCUUCCUAUACUCUCCUUUUCAUAUCUCUCCGAAUCCUUCUACCUGUAAGAAAACAAAAUGAGUUGGGUUAUGUUUGUUCUUCAUCAAUUUCUUCUGUUAUUUCUCUUGUCUUCUUCUUCUUUUUCUACUUCUGCACGCCAUACCUGCCUUGAGGACCAGAGAUUUUCACUUCUCCAAUUUAAAACAACAUUUACCAUAACUGCUAAUGCCUCUGUUUUUUGCGAAUCUGAUUCUCAUCCUAAAAUGGUGUUCUGGAAUGAGAGUAGUGAUUGCUGCUCGUGGGAGGGGGUCACGUGCGACUGGUCCAAUGGUCAUGUGAUUGGACUUGACCUCAGUUGCAGCCAACUUCAGGGCACCAUCCAACCCAACACCACCCUCUUCCACCUUCGUCACCUCCAAACCCUCAAUCUUGCCUUCAAUGACUUCAAUUUCUCUACAAUUUCACCUGAUUUUGGCUCCUUUCCAAGUUUGACCCAUCUCAACCUCUCUUGCUCUAAUUUUACUGGCCAAAUUCCUUCAAAAAUCUGCCAUCUGUCCAAAUUGGUUUCCCUUGACCUCUCUUAUUUGAAAUAUCCUUACUAUUCUUCUCCGGGGAGACUUGAACAACACACUUUCAAUAUGCUCCUUCGAAACCUAACCCAAUUAAGAGAACUACACCUUGAUUGGUUGAAUAUCUCUUCACCUUUACCUCAUGCUUUGCUAAAUCUAUCUUCUUUGACAUCUCUCAGUCUUCGCAAUUGUCAACUGCGUGGGAAAUUCUCAGAAAACAUUUUUCACUUUCCAAACCUACGAGAGCUCCGUGUAUGGGGAAACCGGGACCUCACAGGUAAACUUCCAUACUUCAAUGCAACUAGUUCCCUUCAGUUUCUUGAUCUUGGCGGCAUAAUUUUUUCUGGUCAAUUGCCUGAAUCAAUCAGCAAUCUUAAAGCCUUGAAUAUUUUGUACCUCUUCAACUGCAACCUUUCGGGGUCCAUUCCAGCUUCUGUUUGUAACCUUACAAAAAUCACCAAUUUAGCCUUAUCGUCUAAUAGUUUCAGCGGUCAAAUCCCCUCAUCAAUUUCAAACCUUGCAAAGCUUAGAGCCUUGUAUCUUUACGAAAACAAUUUGAACGGACAAAUACCGGAUUCCCUUGGCAACAUGAGCCAACUUACUAACUUGUAUCUUUCCGGAAACAAUUUGAACGGUCAAAUACCGGAUUCCCUUGGCAACAUGAGCCAACUAACUUCUCUCGUUUUGAAUUUAAACUCACUCAAUGGGACAAUACCAUCUUCGUUGUUUGCUCUGCCAUCACUGGUUGAGAUAGUAUUGAGUAACAAUAAGCUACAGGGACCAAUUCCAGGAUUAGUUUAUGAACUCCAGAACCUAACAUACUUGUGGGUUUCAUCAAAUAACUUAAGUGGUGUAGUGGAUCUAGAUAAGCUUCUAAAGCUUAAAAAUCUGAUCUCUCUUGAUCUCUCAUAUAGUGGUCUCUCAUUGAGCAUCAACAACAGUGUCAACUCUACCUUGACCAACUUUGAAACUAUAAAAUUAGCUUCUUGCAACUUGAGCGAAUUCCCAAACUUCUUGAGAGAACAAGCCAUAUUGCGUGAUCUAGACCUUUCAAACAACCAAAUUCAUGGUGAAGUUCCAAAAUGGUUAUUCAAUGUGGGGAAAGAUUCAUUGCAAAAUUUAGAUCUUUCACAUAAUUUCCUUACAAGUUUAGAGCAUCUUCCAUGGAAGAAUCUACAAUAUAUUGACCUGCACUCCAACUUACUUCAAGGACCACUCCCUAUUCCACCUAACACCACAAUUGUUUUCUCUAUCUCAAACAAUAAAUUAAGCGGGGAAAUCCCUUCAUUGAUUUGCGGUCUGAGUUCACUUCAAGUUCUUGGUCUGUCUAAUAACAGUUUGAGUGGCUUGAUUCCACAAUGUUUGGGAAACUUGAGCAACAGUCUCUCGGUGCUGAAUUUAGGGAUCAAUAGCUUUUCUGGCACCUUUAUUGCAACAUUUACCAAAGGCAAUUCGCUAAGGAAUCUUAACUUGAAUGGCAACCAAAUUGAAGGACAAGUUCCGCGAUCAUUGCUCAAUUUUAGACACUUGGAAGUUCUAGAUCUUGGAAAAAAGAAGAUAAAUGAUACAUUCCCCCACUGGUUGGGAACUCUUCGAAACUUGCAGGUUAUUGUCUUGAGAUUUAAUAUGUUUCAUGGUCCCAUAGUCACCUUCAAGACCAAGGGCAAACAUCCUUUCCCCAAGUUGAGAAUUAUCGACAUAUCCUAUAAUGAGUUCACUGGGCUUUUGCUGACAAACUAUAUCAAACAAUUUGAAGCUAUGAUGAAUGCAAAUGAACAUGAAAUGAAAUUGAAAUACAUGGAUUGA
Molecule: messenger RNA, 2402 nt
Organism: Camellia sinensis
Lineage: Eukaryota; Viridiplantae; Streptophyta; Magnoliopsida; Ericales; Theaceae
Source: RefSeq, a predicted model, not a curated record